This is a messenger RNA of Drosophila willistoni, 967 nucleotides long. RefSeq lists its product as uncharacterized. NCBI's taxonomy places the organism in Eukaryota, Metazoa, Arthropoda, Insecta, Diptera, Drosophilidae. The transcript has 2 exons. The record is from RefSeq and is a predicted model, not a curated record. The coding region runs from base 212 to 958 and encodes 248 amino acids.
UUGUUUUCCGCGGUGAAAUAUCGCACAUCCAACGCAGUCAAACCGCAAGAGAAGUGGGUGGAGAAACAUAAACACAUAAAGAAAAGGGAAUUGGAGAGAAACAAACAACAAAUUGUCAAAGGCUUUCUGUGUGGUGGGAACAGUAAGUCUAUAAGCAACAGUGGGAACAGUGAACAAAAAUUGUACACAAAAAAAGUAACAAAACAAAAAAAUGGCAAAAAAGUUGGAAAUGACACUCUUUGAUCUCAAUGAUGACUCUCUAGAUCUGAUACUUAAUCUUCUCCAACUCGAUGAACUUCUGUCAAUAUAUAACGAAAUCAGUCCUCGUUUUAAUGAUGCAAUUGAAAGACAAUUUCACAGAUUUCGUCAUUAUGAUUUCUCAAUGAGAUUUCCUCCACGCCAUGAUGCUGGCAAACUACAAGCUCUCGGUCGGCAUUUAAUUAGUCUUCAUAUCAGUGUAGGCUAUUCAAUUGUUGAAAAAGAUGUUAUACCUAUCCUUCGACCACUUUGUCAGGGCGCUGCCGAAACACAAAAACUACGUGCCCUAAAAUUUGAUCAUGCUAGUUUUACCGCAGAAUAUGUAAGGACCGUUCAAUUGGUAACCCCAUUUUUACGAAUUCUUGAUAUGAGUCAUUGUGAUGUCAGAGACCAUAUGAUUGUUCGACUACUAGAAAAUGCUAAUAUGCUUCAGCAUUUAGUUAUUCUCAAUAUUUACCAAUUAACGGGUGAAAAGCAUUUAAAACCGUAUACAAUGAGUAAUCUUCCAUGUUUGAAGUUAAUUUGCAUCAUGUUUGUUGGUAAUUUGCCUUACAAGCUAGAAGAAUUAAGUAUUCAAUAUCCACAUUUGAGUUUUCUUGUCUAUGAUACUGUAGCUUGUAAUGCUUUCAAAAUAUAUGGUCCCCAGGUUAAUAUAGACAUAAAGAACUUGUGGAAUCAUGAAUAUUUUAAAAACGAUUGAACUUAUAAU